Messenger RNA from Triticum aestivum (bread wheat), 2565 nucleotides. Its product is annotated as probable ubiquitin-conjugating enzyme E2 23. Gene Ontology annotation, molecular function: ubiquitin conjugating enzyme activity. Bases 37 to 2565 code for a protein of 842 amino acids. NCBI's taxonomy places the organism in Eukaryota, Viridiplantae, Streptophyta, Magnoliopsida, Poales, Poaceae. The transcript is spliced from 6 exons. The record is from RefSeq and is a predicted model, not a curated record.
UCGAUCGAUCGAUCGAGAGGAGAAAAUAUAACCGAGAUGGACGCCAAGAUGCGUACUACACUCGAGUUGCGAGACCUUGUGCGCUUCUACUCGAAGCGUGGCAAUCGCACGCUCGUCGACCGCGGCCUGCUGGUUUCGUACAACGGGGAGGACCGCACCUGCACGCUGUUCCGCCUCGACGGCACACUGGUGACCAAGAAGCUUGAUGACAUCGCCGUCGUUGACAGAAGCUCCAUCCACAUCGGUCAGAUGGUCGGGUCGGCGUCGGACGUCGGUGGCCAGAUCGGCGUCGUCACCGGCGUCACCACCGAUCUCCACCUCGUCCAGCUCAACGACCGCGGGGGCGCGACGACGAAUCAGAUCCUGGGGGUGUCGCCGGCUGGCCUGCGACGCGUCAGAGCGCUCAGCCUUGGCGACUACGUCUUGUCCGGGGCAUGGCUGGGCCGGGUGGUCGCGGUGCCUCUGGACGUCGACGUCUUGUUCGAUGACGGCGCCUCUGGACGUCGACGUCUUGAUCGCGAUGGCCAACGUGGAGAUGCGGAGCACGAAACAGGCACGGUAGCCAACGUGGAGAUGGCCGGCGUCUUUGUUUACUGGAUCGCGUCGGUGCAACACGGCACCAAGCAACAGCUGGUCCAGGAGUCCGCUCCUCCGCCUUACCAGCAGCCCGACAGUCUCACUUACCUCUGCUCUGCGCCCGAUUGCAGCUGGCGGCUGGGCGACCGCUGCUUUCUUCUUAGUGAUGAGCAGCACCACAUAAGUUCAUUGCAUGCGCACUCGGCCCUGCUGCCCACCAUGACCGUUGCCAACAGCAACACCACCGUCGACGUGCUGUGGCAGGACGGCACGCGGCAAUAUGGGGCUAGAUCAACGUCACUCAGCCCCUACGAGUUCAUCAUGGAGCACGACUUCUUUCCUGGGCAGUACGUUGUCGACAACGCUCCCGGUGACAUGGUAGAUGAUGCCGCUGGGGAUGGCGGCGUGGGUGCUGCGGGUGGAUCAACGAGGCGUGUCGGCGUUGUCAGAAGCCUGAAUUCCAAAGACCAAACGGUGCACGUGUCGUGGUUCAAGGCGGCGUCGGCGCGGCCCGACGGCGAGGCCAGUGGCUUGGAGGUCGAGUGCGAGGAUACCGUGAGUGCGUAUGAUCUGGGCAGGGACCCUGACCACUCUGUUCUCCACGGAGACGUCGUCGUUCGUGUGCUAUCAAGCGUCAUCGAGAGCACACCAGCAGCACAGCAAAUACCACAUGCCAAGAGCGCCCCCGCCGAUCUUCCAUGGGUCGGGCGCGUUGUUGAUCUGAAUGACGGCCACGUCCAAGUCAAGUGGAGUGACGGCAGCACGUCACUGGUGUUCCCCCAUGAGAUCAAUGUCGCCAACAAGGAGCACUACACACAACUGUACGCUGAAAUGUAUGGCUGGGAGUGGGACGAGGAGGAGGAGGAGGAGGAUGUCGGUGCUCCUCCGGAGUUGGAUGGUGCCAACGCGGUCAAUGAUCAGCAUGAUCCAGCAGAUGCUAGAAACAUAGAAGGCGGUGACUGUUCUGUGAACGAACUAGAUGGCCCUGCUACAGCCACGCAGAAUGUGGAAGCGCCCACACAUGUAUCCACGGUUAGUCAUGAGGACCCUAACGUUGGUGGCGCCGUCAUGGAGGCUGGCCUUGCUGAUCCAGUGGAAAGAAGUGAUGCAAGUGUCGAUGAUAGCGAUGACGACUCUGUCGAUGAUGUGGUGAUCAAGGCCGAGGAUGUCAUUGGAGAUGACGGCCCGUUUAAGUUCCCAAACUUCGACGUGGUGAAGAGUCCUCCGGAUCAUCAUUACCUUGACACGGUGGAUCAGGGCAGCGGCGGCGGAAAGAAGUGGGUAAAAAUAGUGCAGGAGUGGAAGAUACUGCAGGACAGCUUGCCAGACACAAUCUAUGUACGUGCGUUUGAGGACCGUAUGGACCUGCUCCGGGUGGCGAUGGUGGGCGCGAGCGGGACGCCUUACCAGGACGGGCUCUUUUUCUUCGACCUGCAGCUACCGUUGUCCUACCCGGACGUGCCACCGCAGGUGUACUACCACUCCUUCGGUAACCGUCUGAACCCAAACUUGUAUGCCUCUGGCACGGUGUGCCACAGCCUGCUCAACACUUUCGGCGGCGAGGGCACCGAGGUCUGGGUGCCAGGGACGUCGAGCCUCCUUCAGGUGGCCGUCUCCCUCCAGGCCCUCGUCCUCAACAACCAGCCCUACUACAACGAGGCCAACUCCGAGCACCUGGUCGGCACGCCACGGGGCCACCGCCACGCGUUGCCUUAUAACGAGAACGCCUUCUUGCUCACUCUUCGGACCAUGCUCCAUCUGUUGCGCCGACCGCCGCGGGGCUUUGAGGGGUUCAUCAGGGACCACUUCCGCCGAUGCGGGAGAUGCAUCCUCGCGACGUGUGAAGCGUACCUGCAGGGAUGCGUGCCCGCCGAUCAUGGGAGGAUGGAGUUGUCGUGCUCCACCGGCUUAAGGAUCGCGCUUGACAAUGUCUUGCCCAGGCUCACGGCAGCGUUCACACAGAUUGGUGACGAAGGGAGCUGCUGCUGA